GAAAGAUGUUUGGAUAAACUUUCGGCCACAUUCCCGAGAAAAUAAGGAAAUAAUUUCCUAGAAAAUUAAAUAAUAAUCACCUACGACCAUUCCAAUAUAUAUAAAAGCCACCCAUCUCUGCAUCCAAGUUGACCGACAACCGAGAAGAACAAAAAUGCCGGGAGAAAUUUACAUCGCCUCCAUCGACCAAGGCACCACCAGCACCCGGUUCUUAAUCUAUGACAAUUCUGCUCGAAUCAUCGGUUCCCACCAGAUCGAGUUCACUCAGUUCUAUCCUGAAGCCGGAUGGGUGGAGCAUGAUCCAAUGGAGAUAUUGGAGAGCGUGAGAUCGUGCAUCAGAAAGGCACUGGACAAGGCUACUGCUGAUGGACACAAUGUUGACAGUGGACUCAAAGCCAUUGGAUUGACCAACCAAAGAGAAACCACUGUUGUUUGGAGCAAAUCUACUGGUUGUCCUCUCCAUAACGCCAUCGUUUGGAUGGAUGUUCGUACCAGCUCCAUUUGCAGGAAAUUGGAGAAAGAACUACCAGGAGGGAGAACACAUUUUGUGGAAUCAUGUGGUUUGCCUUUAAGCACUUAUUUUAGUGCAGUGAAGCUGCUAUGGUUGAUGGAGAACAAGGAAGAGGUUAAAGCUGCUAUUGAAAAAGGGGAUGCCUUGUUUGGAACUAUAGACACAUGGUUAAUCUGGAACUUAACAGGCGGUGUAAAUGGCGGAUUACAUGUCACCGAUGUCUCUAAUGCAUCACGUACUAUGCUCAUGAACCUCAAAACCCUUGAUUGGGAUAAAACCACAUUGAAAACUCUCAGAAUUCCAGCUGAAAUUCUUCCGAAAAUCGUAAGUAAUGCCGAGUUCAUCGGUAAAAUCAGCAAAGGGUGGCCUGCUUUUGAUGUUCCUAUUGCAGGAUGUCUUGGUGAUCAGCAUGCUGCAAUGGUUGGUCAAGCUUGCCUAAAGGGUGAGGCCAAAAGCACUUAUGGAACUGGUGCCUUCAUCAUGCUCAACACAGGUACUGAGCCUGUUAAGUCAAAUCAUGGGCUACUAACCACGCUUGCAUUCAAGCUUGGUCCAAAAGCACCGACCAACUAUGCUUUAGAGGGAUCUAUUGCUAUUGCUGGAGCUGCAGUUCAGUGGCUAAGAGACAGUCUUGGAAUAAUUUCCACUGCAAGUGAGAUUGAAACUUUGGCAUCGGAAGUCGAUUCCACAGGUGGGGUUUACUUUGUUCCUGCUUUUAAUGGAUUGUUUGCUCCAUGGUGGCGAGAUGAUGCCCGUGGAGUUUGCAUCGGAAUCACUAGGUUUACAAGCAAGUCUCACAUUGCUCGUGCGGUGCUCGAAAGCAUGUGUUUUCAAGUGAAAGAUGUAUUGGAUUCAAUGCACAAAGAUGCAGGGGAGAAGGGUGAGGUUACGACUGAAAAGGGAGAGUUCUUGCUUAGGGUGGAUGGAGGUGCCACUGUCAACAACCUCUUGAUGCAAAUUCAGGCCGACUUGUUGGGAAGCCCCGUGGUGAGACCAGCUGACAUAGAAACAACUGCUCUUGGUGCUGCAUAUGCUGCUGGAAUAGCUGUAGGUGUGUGGAAAGAAGAUGAACUCUUUGCUUCGGGUCAUAAGCUCAACGCCUCAACCACAUUCUCCCCGACGUUAAGCGAAGAAAAGAGGAAGAAGAAGGUCGAUUCUUGGUGCAAAGCUGUCGAAAGAACAUUCGGUUUGGCCGAUCUCGAAAGUUGAUACAUCAACACUGAAUUCUGUUUCAACUUCAUUGUAACACUAAUAUUUUCUGUAGAUUUUUUACAGACAAGAAAACAAUGGUUCUGCAUUCAACUGAAUAAAUUAUAAUAAAAUGAUUAAUGUAAUAUUGUUGUAGUCAUUGCUUUACUUCAGUGAUUUUCCUUUCAACAUAACUCUCUUAUUAUGACUGCCAAAAUCUUAAUUAUGUGUUGUUAAUCA
Messenger RNA from Hibiscus syriacus, 1939 nucleotides. Its product is annotated as glycerol kinase-like. The record is from RefSeq and is a predicted model, not a curated record. Lineage: Eukaryota; Viridiplantae; Streptophyta; Magnoliopsida; Malvales; Malvaceae. The transcript is spliced from 4 exons. Bases 155 to 1720 code for a protein of 521 amino acids. Gene Ontology annotation, cellular component: mitochondrion. Gene Ontology annotation, molecular function: glycerol kinase activity. Gene Ontology annotation, biological process: glycerol metabolic process; triglyceride metabolic process; glycerol-3-phosphate biosynthetic process.